GCCACCUGCUGUGAGCCAGCAGCGACUCCGCAGUGACACGGUACCAAGGCAGAGUAACAGGACAAAUCGGUUCUCCCUAUGGGCGCACUAACCAACCAGCGAACCGAAACAGUUUCUCAUACCGGUCCAAUCAGACUUCACGAGAAGUCACCCACACGAAGUCUGUUUAUAGUAGCCCACCCAACCAGAGAGCUGAUCGAACUUGGCAACCUGCUGUUGUUGUUGUUGUUGUGUUGUUACAAGGCAAGCAGGAGAGACAGUGCUCCUUGCUAGGCGACGGGUCUUAUCGUUAACCUCGGUUAGUUACCCCACCCUCAUCGGAGGAGCCUCUUGGAUGGAUACAUCAUGGCUACGUUUGUCUGCAGGGUCCAGUUCUUAGACGAUACCGAUCCAUUCAACAGCACCAAUUUCCCGGAGCCGACCAGACCGCCACACUACACGUUCCGAGAGGAUAUCCCGCUUAUCAAUCAGAUAGCAGGAGUCCACCGGCUACUUAGAGCCCCGCAUAAGCUUGAUGACUGUGCGUUGCAGCUGUCCCAUAAUGGAACCUACCUGGACCUGGAGUCUUCUCUGUCUGAACAGAGGGACGAGCUGGAUGGAUUCCAGGAGGACAUAGCAGGGACCAGAGGGAAGAAGCAUAGUGUUGUCUUGCGGACCCAGCUGACUGUUCGAGUACACGCUUGUAUCGAAAAACUCUACAACUCCAAUGGACGUGACUUGAGGAGGGCUCUCUUCUCUCUCAAGCAGAUAUUUCAGGAUGAUAAGGACCUGGUCCAUGAGUUUGUGAUGGCAGAGGGCCUUACCUGUCUCAUCGAGGUUGGAGCAGAGGCCGACCAGAACUACCAGCAUUACAUCCUUAGAGCUCUGGGACAGAUCAUGCUGUAUGUGGAUGGGAUGAAUGGAGUCAUCUGUCAUAUUGAGACCGUCCAGUGGCUCUACGCUCUCAUUGGCUCAAAGUUCCGCUUGGUGGUGAAGACAGCUCUGAAGUUGUUGCUGGUGUUUGUGGACUACUCAGAGUCCAACGCCCCUCUACUUAUAGAGGCCAUCACUACUGUAGACACCAAGAGAGGUUGUAAGCAGUGGUCUAAUGCCAUGGAGAUCUUAGCUGAGAAGGAUGGAGUGGACACAGAGCUCCUGGUCUACGGUAUGACCCUCAUCAACAAGACCCUAUCAGCGUUACCUGACCAGGACUCCUUCUAUGACAUGGUGGAUGGGUUGGAGGACCAGGGGAUGGAGGCUGUAGCGAAGAGGUUCCUGGGGAGGAGAGGAACUGACCUGGACCUGAUGGAACAACUCACUAUCUACGAGGCGACUCUACGUCAUGAGGACGGUGAUGAUGAAUCUAAUCCUCCCGCAGGGCUCUCUGGCCUCAAGGACCGCCGCCGCGCCAGCUUCGGGGACAAGAGGAGGGGCCUGGAGAGGAGGCGGAGCCGCAGAGCAUCUCUCGGGCGGUCUGGGAACGUCUCGCCCUGCAGCCCUUCCACUCAACACUCCGGGUUCCAACCCUUCAAGGGACGAGGAGGAGAAGACAUGAGCAAGAGAACUGGAGCUCAAAGUACUCCCGUCACGCCAGCAAAUAAGUCUCCUCUGGGUGGUCUCCUCUCCUCCUCCUACAGACAGCAUCAGGAGUCUCUGUCGGCCGAGAGAGAGAGACGUCGUGCAGAGAGAGAGGAAAGACUGCAGAGGAUAGAGAGAGAGGAGAGGAACAAACACAGUCGAGACUAUGUGGACAAAAUGGAAGAGGCCAGGAUGGCACGGGAUGAGAGGUAUAGGCACGUGGAGCGCUUGGCAGCAGAGGAGUUUGAGAGGGACCGCGUGCCCAGGUCACGCCCUGACCUGAGUUUGACCUUUAACCCAGUGGAAGCCUGGGCCCCCACCUCGUCCCGCAGCACCACCCCCUCCUCCCUGGCAUCUCAGGAUGAGGAACAGGAACCGGAGGAACCAGACACAGAACCUGAUGUAGAACCGGAGGAGGAGACUGCUGUUACACCAUACACACCCUCGGUGACUGAAGAGGACUUCACUGCUUGUCUAGAAGAGAAGGAGGCAGAAGAGGACUUCACUGCUUGUCUAGAAGAGAAGGAGGCAGAAGAGGACUUCACUGCUUGUCUAGAAGAGAAGGAGGCAGAAGAGGACUUCACUGCUUGUCUAGAAGAGAAGGAGGCAGAAGAGGUAAAAGAGGAAAGAGAAGAUCAGGAAACAGAGGAAGUAAAGGAAGAAACAAAAGCAGGGAAGGAGGGAGAAGAAGAGGAGGUGCGGGAGGAGCAAGAGGUUUUAACAUCGCCGGAGAAGGAAGAGGAGAGGGAGGACAGGGAGGAGGACAGUGGGAUCCUGAGCGACAAGGAACGACAGAAUGAAGAAGUGAACGAGAAAGACAACUGCUCAGCCUCCAGUAUCUCCUCUGCCAGCAGUACCCUGGAGAGAGAGGAGAGGGGGAGCAAUGAGAACGGUCCGUGGACCCAGAGUGUUAAGGAGGUGGAUGUGAACGAACAGUGCAGCAAAAUCCUCAACAGCAAACGCUUCAUGCUAGACAUGCUCUACUCCCAGAACAAGGAGCCCUGCGAGGAGGAGGAGGAGGAGGACGAGGAGGAGGAUGAGGAUGAUGAGGAGAGGGGGAAGGAAAAAGGAGUGAGGGGAAAGGCCAAUCAGGAAGCCGUCCAACCUUCUGACAAGGGAGAGGAGAGCACGCGGAAAACCGACUUCCCGGAAAAAAAAGAAUCUCAGUCCAACGUAAGAGUGUUCGCUGAACGUUUCGGAGAUCUAGUAAAAGGACUGGGUUCGCCUCCCAUCCCCCUCAAUAGCCCCUCUCACGAGGCCGUCGUUGUAGAACAAGAGAAGGCCCCUCCGCCUCCCCCUAAGAAGGAAUCAGAUACCAUCUGGGACCAGCUCCUGGCCAGUCCUAGGGAGCUGCGCAUCGGAGACAUCGACUUCACAGACCUGAAAGAAGAAGACGAUAAAAACAUCCUGGAUGCCAGUCCGAUGGGAGGUUCAGACUCCCUUUGUCCCCCUCCUCCCCCACCCCUUAACCCUUACCUCCCUUACUGCCCCCCACCACCCCCAAUGCCAGGGAUGAGAGGCAUGCCGCCUCCGCCCCCCUUCAUCUCCGCGGCCCCAGCCCCUCCAACUCCUUCAGAACCGGUCCAGAAGAGUAAGAAGACGAUCAGGUUGUUCUGGAACGAGGUGCGUCCGUCAGACUACCAGUACAUUAGCAGCAGGAGCAGUGGAGACUCUCUGUGGUUCAAACUGGAGCCGGUCAAGAUAGACACGUCCAAACUAGAACACCUCUUCCAGACCAAGUCCAAGGAGAUGCCUGUCACCAAGAAAACGGCAGCGGACGGUAAACGUCAAGAGGUCAUCGUUCUGGACUCCAAGAGGAGUAACGCCAUCAACAUCGGACUGACCGUCCUGCCUCCUCCUCGCACCAUCAAGACCGCCAUUCUUAACUUUGAUGAGUACGCACUCAACAAGGAGGGCAUCGAGAAAAUCUUGACGAUGAUCCCUUCGGAGGAGGAGAAGCAGAAGAUCCAGGAGGCUCAGCUGGCCAACCCUGACGUCCCCCUGGGCUCAGCAGAACAGUUUCUCCUCACCCUGUCCUCCAUCAGCGAGCUGUCUGCCAGACUACAGCUCUGGGCCUUCAAGAUGGACUAUGAGGCUACAGAGAAGGAAGUGGCAGAGCCGCUGCAGGAUGUGAAGGAGGGGAUGGAGCAGCUGGAGAAGAACAAGACGCUACGUUACAUCCUGUCUACGCUGCUUGCUAUAGGAAACUUCCUCAACGGCACCAAUGCCAAAGGCUUUGAGUUGAGUUACCUGGAGAAGCUUCCUGAGGUGAAGGAUACGGUUCAUAAACAGUCUCUGCUGCACCAUGCCUGUUCCAUAGUGGUAGACAACUACCCUCAGAGUACUGACCUUUACUCUGAGAUAGGAGCUAUCACACGCUCUGCCAAGGUGGACUUUGACCAGCUGCAGGACAACCUGACCAUGAUGGAGCGCCGCUGCAAAGCAUCCUGGGACCAUCUGAAGGUGAUGGCCAAGCACGAGAUGAAGCCCAGCCUGAAACAGAAGAUGUCUGACUUCCUGAAGGACUGUGCUGAGAGGAUCAUUAUCCUGAAGAUAGUCCACCGUAGGAUUAUCAACAGGUUCCAUGCGUUUCUGCUGUACCUGGGCCACCCAGCCUACGGUGUGAGGGAGAUCAGUGUCCAUCGGUUCAGUAAGAUCCUCAGUGAGUUCGCGCUGGAGUACCGGACCACCCGCGACCGCGUCCUGCAGCAGAAACAGAAACGAGCCGACCACCGCGAACGCAACAAGACCCGCGGCAAGAUGAUCAUGGACGUCAACGCGCCCUCUGAUGAAGAAGAGGAAAUAGAGUCUGCAGGGCAGAAUGUUAGUGCCCCUGUUGGCGGGGUGGAGAGCUUGCAGCCUCAGGGUUUGGGCCAUGCUGAGGAUGCUGCAGAGCAUGAAUUCAUGAAGGCAGUACUGAAGACCAGCCUUCAGGGCAGCGACAGAGAGACAUCAGGGGUGCCGGGGCUACGCACACGUACCAGGUCACGGCCAGGCCGAGGGGGUCGUGUACAACAGGCACCGAUACCCCCCUCGUCGGUGGAGUCUCAGAGGUCAGGUGACGAUGAGGCUGAUGAGAUCAUGAAUCGCAUCGUGAGGUCAGCCACUCAGGGCCCCAGUCAGAGGGCAGUGCCCCGGGAGAGGAGGAGGUCACGAGCCAACCGCAAAUCACUGAGACGGACACUGAAGAGCGGUCUGACGCCAGAAGAGGCCCUACUCCUCGGACUCUCCGACACCGCCGCCGAGAUGCCGGUGUGACAUCAUCGCCCCCGCCACGGCUCAACCCUGAUGACACAGGAUUUGGAGCGCCAUGGAAACGCACCCUGGCUGGAACACCUCCCCCACCAUGUCACGCCUUCACUUCGACCCCGCCCCCAGAACCCUCCGUCAGCCAAUCAGUAGCCUUGUUAGUAGCUUAUGUUGUACCGGUAGUGAAUCACACUUUAGCUUCACGUGUCUGUGGUUGAUAAUAAUAAUAAUGGCGUCUUUGUUGAGGUGUGUCUUCGGAAGCCCUUCAAGGAAAGAAAAGGGAGAUCAUUCAUUUUUGUUGUUGUUGUUGUUAGAAAUGUAUUUUGUGGAAAAAGUCUCAACAUGAUGGAAGUUGGUUGAAUUAGAAUGAAUCUUUAACGUUUGUCAUUUUCAACUCAGCCUCUUGAUUGGAGACAGAUUCAUCACCUUUGAUUUGUAUUUCUAGAUUUUUGUUUAUUUAUCUGUUACAGCCUAUAAAUAUGAAACAAAGAAAGGGAGAAUUGAUGUUGCUUGCUGCAAGUACCUACAGUAGGCCUAUAACCUUUAUUUAAUUUUUUAUUUUUUUUGAAAGUAAAGCUGUGAACUUCAGGGUUUAAGGACAGAAUAAAGUUUGACUCGUUUGUCCGUCCUCUCACAGUAAAGAAU
Messenger RNA from Salmo salar (Atlantic salmon), 5451 nucleotides. The record is from RefSeq and is a predicted model, not a curated record. Lineage: Eukaryota; Metazoa; Chordata; Actinopteri; Salmoniformes; Salmonidae.